Colletotrichum paranaense is the source of this 1011-nucleotide messenger RNA. RefSeq lists its product as uncharacterized. The transcript has 2 exons. The record is from RefSeq and is a predicted model, not a curated record. The coding region runs from base 1 to 1011 and encodes 336 amino acids. Lineage: Eukaryota; Fungi; Ascomycota; Sordariomycetes; Glomerellales; Glomerellaceae.
AUGGUCUUGGGCAUGGACUCGUGGUUCGUCUUGAAGUGUCGCAACAUCCACAAGCGCUUCGACCUGUGCCACAACACUCAGGUGAUGCUGCAAGCUCUGGAAGACACCAAAACAGGGACCAUUGACAUGGCUGAGCUCGGCCGGAUGCUUCGUCUGAGCUCCAAGAGACGUCAGGCCAUGAUCGACACUAUCCGAAAGUGUACCGAGAGAAUGACAAAGCAGAAAAAGAACAAGCAAGACGAGACAAGAGAAUGCGCCCUGCUCAUUCAUAUGUGCACCGAAGUCUUGGAGAUUGCCAACCGCCCCUCUCCUACCGUCUUCCCGUUCAUGAAGUUGCCCCGUGAGAUUCGAGCACGUGUGCUUCACAUGGUAGUUGAGACCAGCUCCAAGGCCUGCAGAAUGCCUGCCCUCAAGCGCAUCCAAGACAAGUACCGCUGCAACUGUGCCAACCCUGAGGCAAAGUUGUGGGGACACAUGGCGAAGCAACAGUUUAAAAUGUACAAGACUUUGGGAGCAGCCCUGAGAGAUGAGUUCUAUCAGAUUUAUUACGGCGAACAGACUCAGUACUUUGCCUGCUGCUGCGAGCUUCUUGGCCACCUGAACACCAACAGCAACCUGUUCGACCACCUGCGCAAGGUUGAGAUUCACUGGUGCGGUCCUCAAUCUGACUCGGCGUUCCUCAAGCUGGCCAAGUGCCCCAACCUCAAGGAGGUGACAAUCAAAAUUUCCAAGGCCACGACUGCCAUCUUCAACAAGCGUGAGGAGAUGAUGAGCAACCACUUCCUCUUGAACUACAAGACCAAGCGUAUCACGGACAGCCUGGGCGCUGACGAGCUUCUUGCCAUCCGAGACAUCUUGAAAGUUGACGUUCAGCAUAUUCAGACUGCGCAGAAGCUUCAGCUGACCGAGUUCGACCGUCAGGGUCUGUUAUCGGCUCUGGAGGCAAAUGUCAAGCAGACGAAGCAGCCCACUCCCCGCCCUCUUGGCACUUGGGCAACGUACAUUCAGUGA